Molecule: messenger RNA, 2101 nt
Organism: Cucurbitaria berberidis CBS 394.84
Lineage: Eukaryota; Fungi; Ascomycota; Dothideomycetes; Pleosporales; Cucurbitariaceae
Exons: 4
Coding region: 93-1667 (524 amino acids)
Biological process (GO): rRNA processing; negative regulation of transcription by RNA polymerase II
Cellular component (GO): nucleolus
Molecular function (GO): DNA binding
Source: RefSeq, a predicted model, not a curated record
CCCCCCCCUCACUCACCGACUCUUCCUCCAUAGACGUCUUGCCAGCUGUUCACCGCUACUCUGCAUAUAUCGAAACUGUUCAAUCCGCACCGAUGGUUAGCUUUUCGUGUGAGGGCUGUGGGGAUGUCCUUACGAAGAAGAAACUAGACAAUCAUCGCAACCAAUGUUAUGGAGCAUCAUACUCGUGCUUGGAUUGCAUGGUACACUUCCCAGGAACCACCUAUAGAGCGCAUACGGCCUGCGUCACCGAAGACCAGAAGUAUCAAGGCAAGCUCUACAAAGAGAAGAAGCCGAAGUGUCAAAAUCAGAAGAAAGACAACGCCCAGCAUGCUGUCUCGCAAGCCCUCACCCCGCGUAAAGCCUACGUCGAAGAUGCGCAUGACGGAGACAAUGCCAUCGCCAUCGUCGACGCCCCACCCCGCGCACCCACUCCACCGCCUGCAGCGCAUUCCUUGGGCUACCAUGAGCAAGCUGCGCUCCCGGACGUCAAUGUUUUUGACUUCCUUGACGGCUCUGCUACGCCGACUGUCUCCAAGACACACCUGCUCGUCGACGAGUCGCGCAUGCUCGAAGACAGUCAGCCACCGGUGUACGAAGAAAAAUACACGUACACUGAACAACAUCACAUGCCUUCAAUCACAGACGUCAUGAGUUUCCAGGUACAAGACGAUGACAAGUCAUUCGCGCAGAAUGGCUUCACCUACGGGGACGAGCCUAUUCGUCCUUCAAACGAGCAGUAUGAUUCGUAUACCACUCCCGCUCCUAAGACGAAGCACUCGAGGACCAAGUCCCGUGAUACCGAUGUCGAGACCACAACCAAGAAGACGGAUCGCAAGCGCAAGCGCAACUCGCCCGCUGAACUCGACAUGUCGCUCGUUCGUGCCCACGAAGAGCGAGAUGUUACCAUGGCAGAUGCGCCCCCCGUGCUUCACUCUGGCUUGACCGGCGGACUCAACAGAUUGCUUGCCCGACCGGAAUUUCCACCGUCGCCGGAAGACUCUGGUGAUUAUGCCAACUCACCACUCAGCCCCAUGAAGCGCGCCAAGCAAGGCAAUUCGAAGGCUCUUCUGCGCGCACAGAGGGAAUGGGAGGUACAAGAGCAGAAGCAGCGAAAGAACGCUAUCAAGGAAGAAAAAGCACGUGAACAAGAGGAGAAGAAGGAGAAGGAGAGGGGCCGAGAUCGUGAUCGAAAGGAGCGCAAAGCCAGCACUGCCCUCGUAAAGGUCAGGCCCAAGAAGAGACGCGAUGAGUCUACAAAGGAGGUCCGCCGGCUGCGUCGCCGACAGUACUCGUCUUCUGUUUCACCAGCGCCGCGAGAUCGUAAGCCCGUCAAGGCGAUUGAGUAUCAUCGAUCCGGGUCUGGCACGCCAGCACCAGACGGCAACGGCCAACUUAUCGUACGCCCCAAUGGAGACAUUGCGCCUCUUGAGACGGAGCCUGACGCCCGUGCUGGGCUCUUCAUGUCCUUCAUCACAAAGGGUCCCGAGUCCGAGCGUGGCAUGAGCGUCAACAAGGCUCUGAAGAGGUAUCACCGAGAGCGUGUUGACCGCUGGGAUCGCGAGCCCUCCAAGGCUGAGGAGGAGAAGGAGCUCUGGAAGAACAUGCGCUUGAAGCGGAACGACAGAGGCGAGAUUGUUCUCUUCUUUGCUGCGCCAGAGACUUCCUGACUCGACGAGGAUCUUGAUAUCAUCAUCAGGAUGCGAGGUUGGUCUUGUUCUGAUCCAUCGCCUAGCCAAGAGUCGAACGAAAUGGAGGAUAUAUGUGAAGCAUUGGUAUGAACACUUUCGGUGUUGGUUGGGUCGGCGGGUUUGGUGACAAUACCCUUCUUCCGUACACUUUCUGUUCCUUCUUGGUUGAUACCCGACUUGACGUCAAAACCUUCUUCGGGUGGGCUUGGUGCACGUGUUCCUGUACAUGUUUUACGCUGGAUCUCUUAUGUCAUCUCUACUGUCAGCAUACUUACUGUAACGGCCUUGUUGCUUCUUCUGCGUUCUGCGUUUGGUAUCUUUUGGCCAGACUACUUUGCCCUUAAUAAUCCUGGGCUGGACCCGCUCCCAUCUUGCAGGCGCUGGGUUUCUGAAUAUGAAUUACGUUACUGUAA